AUGUCUUGGAAGCAACAGGGUAAAUACUGGAGCCGGCCACUAGACUGUCACGACAGAUUUUUCCAGGCGGCUGCUGAUAUGGGAAAGCCACUCGGCCGCGAGCAUUACCUGAUUAUGGGGAAUGUGCGACUCGACUUUCCUUCUGACUUUGGCAUGCCAGGCCGACUCCGUGAAGCAUGGAAGGCAUUGCGAUUUCGGCACCCAGACAUUGCACUGGAACUGCACAACGGAGAGAAGAGGUAUUACCCUGUCUCUGAUGAAAGGGCACUAGAUGACUGGUGCAAUUCAACCUGCCGGAUUGAGGAGGACGCACGUUCUGCUGAUGACCUCUUCACCCACAAACUCUGGCUCUCAGAUUCCCAUGCUACCUGUCACUGGAUCCCAGCAAGUAGCCAGCUCGUUCUUGUUUCAGGACACCACCGCUGGGACGGUAUUGGCCAAACCAUGAUGUUGCACGAACUGCUAUCUGAGCUGGAGAGCCCGUCCUCUCUCCCCACCACUUUCGAUGGCGAAGAAGCCAAGAACCUGACUCCUACGUUGAGCGAAGUGUUAGGAGUAUCAACAACAGCUUGGGAAUCGAGCUGGGAGAAACGUGCUGACGAACUUCUUGGGACGUUUCUCGAGGGCCAACCUUCUAUUGGAUUACCUCAAAGGGGCGACUCAAUGGCUCUACCGGGCAACACUUUGCGAGUUGAGCAAGUCGUCUCCGCCGAUAUUACUGCGGCGUUGCGGAAGGCAGCCCGCGAACAAGGAAUCACCAUGACAACAGCUAUGCACGCAUCAGCAAUUGUGGAGACAGCGUGUGCAAACCCUGGUUCGCCGGCUUCACGCUUUACUUCCUUAGCUGUCUUCAGUCUACGCAAGCACUGUCCCGAGCCCUUUGAUGGGAAUUUGCAUGCGCCUUCACUGCGCGUAACAGCACUUCCUAUCAACAUCGACGCGCGGGCCCCUUGGCGUGACAUCACCGGUGUUCUCCAUCCCAUCUAUCACCAGUCAUGGACGGUGGGCGAGAGCGAAAUGCUGUUUGUGCGCAUGCCCUGGAUUGAGAAGCUUACGAUGCUCUUAACGCCAAAUUGUAACGCACCCCCGCCAUCUGAGCCGAACCUUAAUAGCUUGGGAGUAAUCGAGCGAUUUUUAAACCCAUAUUACGGCUCUAUAGCAGUGGAGGAUUUCUCAAUUAUGGGACAAAUGCUUUCACCGCAGUUAUAUGUCCACUGUUGGAGUUGGAAUGGGAAAUUGCAUAUGAGCGCUAGCUUCAAUGAGGCAUACUACACGGCUGAGUACGUCGAUGAAUGGCUAGCAGCCGUGAGGAGAAAUUUGACAAAUAAUCUCGGGGUUACGGAGAAAUAG
Molecule: messenger RNA, 1350 nt
Organism: Aspergillus alliaceus
Lineage: Eukaryota; Fungi; Ascomycota; Eurotiomycetes; Eurotiales; Aspergillaceae
Exons: 1
Coding region: 1-1350 (449 amino acids)
Biological process (GO): mycotoxin biosynthetic process
Molecular function (GO): acetyltransferase activity
Source: RefSeq, a predicted model, not a curated record